GCAAGUCUCUCUGCUCCCUGUUUUUUUUAUCCCCUUCUCUUUCCGCUACGCGUCGGAGCGCUUCAUCUUCCGGCACUGCUGUCUUCAUACUUUCUCUCUAUCGGUGUUUACUCUCCUCUCCCCCUCCCUGCGAGACCGCCAUCAACUCCUCUCGCCCCCCUCUCCGUGUUGUUUACUCAGUGCACCUUAGCCCGUCUUGUUCUGUUCUCAUAUGUAUCGCUUUUCCAUGCUGUUGCGGGGCCGGCGCGUCCCCAAGGCCGUCCACAUGAACCCGUACGUGGUGCGUGCGGAGUACGCCGUCCGCGGCCUCAUCCCUGCCCGCGCGGAUGAGAUCAAGAAGGAGAUUGCGGAGGGCAAGGGUGCCCACCCCUUCACGAGCCUCGUGUACUGCAACAUCGGCAACCCGCAGUCGCUGGGCCAGAAGCCGCUCACCUUCAACCGCCACGUGCUGUCGCUGGUCGACGCGCCUUUCCUGCUGGAGGACGAGGCGCUUGUGGCGCGCUUCCCGGCGGACGCGGUGGCGCGCGCGAAGGAGUAUCUGAGCCACAUCGGCACGGCCACGGGCGCCUACACAGACUCCUUCGGGUACGACUUUGCCCGAGAGGCGGUGGCGGCGCACAUCAACGAGCGCGAUCACCACGUGCAGCCCGAGGCGACGCUCGACGCGAUCUGCCUGACGGACGGCGCGAGCAGCGGCGUGAAGGUGUUUAUGCAGCUUCUGAUCGGAGGCACCGGCGACGGCGUGAUGCUGCCGAUCCCGCAGUACCCGCUGUACACGGCGCAGCUGGCGCUGCUGGGCGGCACCCUCGCCCCGUACUACCUGCGUGAGAAGGACGGGUGGGCGAUGCAGGCGGAUGACCUGGCCGCUGCUUAUGAGCAGUGCGAGCUGGAGCACGGUGCGACGCCGCGCCUGCUGGUGUGCAUCAACCCCGGCAACCCGACCGGCGGCGUGCUGGACCGCAAGGUGAUGGAGGACGUGGUGAGGUUCUGCUACGACUACAAUGUGCUGCUGCUGGCGGACGAGGUGUACCAGGAGAACAUCUACGCCGCGGACCGCAAGUUUGUGAGCUUCCGCGAGGUGGUACUGUCGAUGCCUGCGCCGUACAGCACGGGCACGAUGCUCGUCUCGCUGCACUCCACGUCGAAGGGCAUCAUCGGCGAGUGCGGGCGCCGCGGCGGGUACUUCUGCAUGACGAACCUGCCGUCCCCGAUGCGGGAGCAGGUGACGAAGAUGUGCUCCAUCAACCUGUGCGCCAACGUAAGCGGGCAGAUCAUGACGGCGCUGAUGAGCACGCCGCCGCAGAAGGGUGACGCGAGCUACGAGUCGUACUGGGCGGAGUACAACGGCAUCUUCUCGAGCUUGAAGGAGCGCGCUGCCCUGCUGGCGCGUGAGCUGAACACUAUUCGCGGGAUGUCCUGCCAGCUUGUGCAGGGUGCGAUGUACGCCUUCCCUCAGAUCACGCUGCCGGCCCGGUACGCGGAGUACAACGAGGCGCAGAACAAGAAGGAGGGCCGCAAGCUGGCGCUGGACGCGCGGUGGUCGCUGGAGCUGCUGGAGGCCACCGGUAUUGUGGUGGUGCCCGGGUCCGGCUUCGGGCAGGAGCCGAACACCCUUCACUUCCGCACGACGAUACUGCCGCCGACGGCGCAGAUGGAGCGCAUGGUGGCUGCCAUUCGCGACUUCCAGGAGAAGGUGUACAAGGACUACGCGUAG
Leptomonas pyrrhocoris is the source of this 1714-nucleotide messenger RNA. Its product is annotated as putative mitochondrial alanine aminotransferase (ALAT). Gene Ontology annotation, biological process: biosynthetic process. The coding region runs from base 212 to 1714 and encodes 500 amino acids. The record is from RefSeq and is a predicted model, not a curated record. NCBI's taxonomy places the organism in Eukaryota, Euglenozoa, Kinetoplastea, Trypanosomatida, Trypanosomatidae. The transcript has a single exon. Gene Ontology annotation, molecular function: pyridoxal phosphate binding; L-alanine:2-oxoglutarate transaminase activity.